Messenger RNA from Cricetulus griseus (Chinese hamster), 800 nucleotides. Lineage: Eukaryota; Metazoa; Chordata; Mammalia; Rodentia; Cricetidae. The record is from RefSeq and is a predicted model, not a curated record.
AUGCCAGAGAGGAGUGACAAGAAGGAAGAGCACUAUGAAGAUGGGCGGCACUGCUCCAUGGGAACAAUCAGGCCCCAAACAAAGAGGCAGUUCACCAGCCCUGGGCUAGAAACCGGCCUCACCUAUUAUGAGCACAACCACAGGAUCAGCUUGGGCAGCCAAACCGUGGGCAAUGACUUCCUACAAGCUUCUAUUUAUUGUCACAUUGCUAUGGUGCACGUCCCCUCAGCAUCCAUGGAAUUGCGCGGGGUGGGACACCUAAUGGGGAAAAAGAGCACGGAUGAGUUCCGGUCCCUGGGCGUGUCUGAGGGAGAUGGCCUGAAGGAGCAGCUGAGGGAGUACAUCCGAUGGGAAGAAGCUGCAAGCAAUUUGCUGGGCGUCCUAGAAGCCUUGGGGAACAGAAGCCAUCAGCCACCUCAGCACCAGCCUACUUGGGAUUCUGAGGAUGGCAGCUACUCUAGUGAUGUUCAACAUGCGAAGUUGGUAGACUCUCUGCUCCAGGUUCUCAAGGGGAAGGAAGGAACCUACAGCUGAAGGGACAACGACAAAGACAGCUUCCAAGGAGCAAAACAAAACCCUUCAGAGACUUCACUCCUAACAUCCAUUCUCCUGGACCAUCAACUGGAUUUUCUUUGUGCAAUUUACUUAGUGAUUCUUGUAUCUUUCAGCUGUGACUAAACUCAUGAUUUUCAAGCAUCAUCUUCUGGUUUGAACUUGUUUCUGUGAACAACUGCCUAGAAAGCUUUCCAAUGAAUGCUUUUUCUGGCUAGGCUUUUUGUUGAUUGGAUUCAGGCCUCCAA